UGUUUUUCCGCGAAUAUGCCAUCAGUGGUGUCUUCAUUGAUGUCCGAAAGGCAGCCCUAAAGGCAUUAAUAGACAUAACCAAAGCUGAAGUAAGAAAAGAUGAUUUGGAUUUUCUGCUCGAUUUGGUCGAAAACGAAUCCAUUCCUUCGAUUCGAUUAUAUAUUUUGAAACAAUUUGUCAAAAAUCCUCCGUUUGUUAAAAAUCAACAAAACAUUUUGAAUUCCGAAGAUCUGGUCGACCGGUUGUGGCUUCUGAUGAACUCCCAGUUAUCCUAUGAUUCAAAGAUUCGCUGCGCUGUCGUUGACUUCUACUACACUCUAUACGGAAGGGGACGACCCUCUUGUUUACCAAAACCUGAAUUUUCAGUGGUUUUGAAUCUUAAAGAGAAGAAAGUGAGUACAGCACUGAUCACCACCGAUGAGUUAGAGCCACAAGAUUCGUCGAUUGACAGAGAUAUGGAAGUCGAAGACACUAAAGAUCUAUCCAAAGAUACAGAAGACAUGGAUAUACUUCCAGUGGAGGAACGAUUCGAUCAAAUUGUA
Molecule: messenger RNA, 542 nt
Organism: Medioppia subpectinata
Lineage: Eukaryota; Metazoa; Arthropoda; Arachnida; Sarcoptiformes; Oppiidae
Source: the annotation of a GenBank genome assembly